Hirundo rustica (Barn swallow) is the source of this 7180-nucleotide messenger RNA. It is a transcript of the gene ZDHHC8, whose product is annotated as zinc finger DHHC-type palmitoyltransferase 8. The record is from RefSeq and is a predicted model, not a curated record. NCBI's taxonomy places the organism in Eukaryota, Metazoa, Chordata, Aves, Passeriformes, Hirundinidae. The transcript has 11 exons. Gene Ontology annotation, biological process: protein palmitoylation. Bases 102 to 2423 code for a protein of 773 amino acids. Gene Ontology annotation, molecular function: palmitoyltransferase activity.
CCCAGCCGCCCGGGUCCCGCUCUCCCCGCGCCGGAGGGACCCGCAUCCUCCCGGCUCCCUCCUCUCGGGUUGGAUUUACAUAGUGAUGUGUAAACUACAGGAUGCCCAGCAGCACUGGAAAGAGGUUUAAACCUACGAAAUACAUCCCGGUCUCCACAGCAGCUGCCUUAUUAGUGGGUUCGACUACUUUAUUUUUUGUUUUCACGUGCCCCUGGUUGACAAAAGCCAUCUCCCCAGCCAUCCCAGUGUACAAUGGACUCGUUUUCUUGUUUGUACUGGCAAACUUCAGCAUGGCAACUUUCAUGGACCCUGGAGUUUUCCCACGAGCAGACGAAGACGAGGACAAAGACGACGACUUCCGCGCGCCGCUGUACAAGAACGUGGAGAUCAAAGGAAUCCAAGUACGGAUGAAGUGGUGUGCCACCUGCCACUUCUACCGCCCGCCCCGCUGCUCCCACUGCAGCGUCUGCGACAACUGCGUGGAGGAUUUUGACCAUCACUGCCCAUGGGUCAACAAUUGCAUAGGACGGAGGAACUACCGCUAUUUUUUUCUCUUCUUGCUGUCCUUAAGUACGCACAUGGUUGGAGUGUUCACCUUUGGGCUCAUCUUCGUACUCAACCAUAUGGAAAAGCUGGGAGCAGCUCAUACUACCAUCACAAUGGCUGUCAUGUGUGUGGCUGGGUUAUUCUUCAUCCCAGUCAUUGGUCUCACUGGCUUCCAUAUUGUUCUAGUGGCCCGAGGGCGCACAACAAAUGAACAGGUGACAGGGAAAUUCCGUGGAGGGGUGAACCCUUUUACCCGAGGAUGCUGUGGAAACGUGGAACAUGUGCUCUGCAGCCCCUUGGCUCCCAGGUACGUGGUUGAGCCCAAGAAAAAGCAAGCCGUGAGUGUGAAGCCUCCUUUCCUGAGACCUGAUUUGUCUGAGCGACAGAUCACAGUGAAGAUCAGUGACAAUGGCAUCCAAGCCAACCUCAACCGGAGCAAGUCUAAAAUCAGCCUGGAAGGUCUGGAGGAUAAAAGUAUGGAUGUGCAACCACCUCUCCCACCCAAAGGAGAUCCAAGCAAGUACUCUGAGCUAAAAGGGCAGCUGGGCACCAGUGAAGAAGGUGGCCUCUCACCCAAACUUAUCAGCCCUCCUACUCCUGCCAUGUACAAAUACCGACCAGCUUUCAGCAACAAUCCCAAAGUCCACUACCACGCCACGGCCGAGCAGAUCACCUUGCAGGAGGGACACAGUCAAGGGGCACUGAUAGAAGAGGAUGGCAGGAGCCUUGAUUACCAGUCCGAACCCAGCUUGGACAUCCCCAGCUACCGGAAGAGCUCCCUCCACAAGACCUAUCAGUCUUCCCCACUCCAGAUAGAUUCCUUUGCCAUCAAUUCACGAUCCCUGAGCCUGAAAUCUGCCGGCAGGAGAGGGACAGACAAAGUGCCCCUUCAUCCAAUAAAGUCUGAAGGGGCGGCUUCCACCCCUUACAAAAGCAUCUUUUCUCCCAAUUCCCUGUCAAACAGAAAUGGGAGUCUUUCGUAUGACAGUUUGUUGAACCCCAUGUCUCCCUCGGGAAGGAAGUGCAUCGCCCAUUCUGCAGUCAGCUCUGUCGGGUACCACUCCCCAUAUUUGUCAGCCAAAAUGUGCCACCUCCGGGGCAGCGAGCUGCAGCGCCAGCCACCGCAGAGCUUCAGCCCUGUGCUGGGGAGCCCAGCCCCGCAUCAGCGAGACCCCUCCCCAGUGCGCUACGAUAACCUUUCCAAGACAAUUAUGGCAUCCAUCCAGGAAAGGAAAGAGAUGGAAGAGAGGGAGAAGCUCCUCCACUCGCACCCUGACUCGGUGUUUGCAGACUCGGGCGUCUAUGACACACCCAGCUCCUACAGCCUUCAGCAAGUGAGCACGCUCUCAGAAGACCCGCGCAGCAUGGCCAUGAGAUACGGAUCCAGGGACAAUCUGAUGGCUGCCACCAGCUUUAGCACAAGGAACCCUAUACUGCAGUCCUCAGUGUCUUCACUUUCAAGUGCAAUGACAAGAGCACCAAGGACUUCCACAACCUCUCUGCAAGCUGAUUUAGCCAAUAAUAACGUGCAGUCCCAUCAAGCACUACAGGGCAGGGUGAGCAAUGGCUCCUACAAAUCCCCAGGCCACCAGGUCCCAUCGUCCCCCACAGGGAUGCCUAGGUCACCCUCUUACGGAGGCCCGAAGGCUGUGUCGUUUGUUAACACUGUGGAAAUUACAGAGGUGCAAUCAGUGGGAGCACAGAGGGAUGACAUGCAGUUGAAGACCUCUCACAGUAAAAUAAAUGGACAGCCAAAAGGAAUAGCCAGGUUGGGUUCAACUUCAAGUUCCCAGGGGACGCCUGUCAGCCCUGCUAGACACUCAAAUGUUAAGAAGGUGUCUGGAGUUGGUGGAACAACCUAUGAAAUUUCGGUGUAAAAUAAAAUGAAUUAAAAACAAAGAGCCAUCCACUCAGCCAGCCAUGAAGCUAGGAGCACUGUGAAGACUCAAAUAACAACAAAGAAGGAGCAGCAGCAGUCGGCCACUCUCCUUUUCUUGUUUUGGGUUUGUUCUGUUUUCAUCUUUCUCUUUUGGCCAAAAACCAGCUGCAGCCUUAUUCUUGAGGGAAAAAUAAAAUUGUACAGUGUAUCAGACUCUUCCUGAACCGACAGGCGGGAACUGGCUACGACCUAAGACCACCACAGAGCGGAUUUCCUUCCUGCAAGAGAGCGCUAAAGCCAUUGUGCGCGUGUCUGUCCAACCACUCUGUUGUGUACCAGUUGUGCUGUGAAAAAGGACGGUCAGUCCAGGAUCAGUCAGUUCUCCCAUGCCCCUUCGCAGUUCUUCUGGCCAGAGAUGUGCCCUGCAGGAGCCAGAGGACCAACUGCUGUUUUCCUGCUGACAUGGAAAGUAGUGUUCCUGCGCUGGGCAGGAGCUUCUCCUUGUCCCCCGGGUACUGCAGCUCAGGUUCCUCCUCCUGGGAAGGAACAAGGCAAAGCCACUUGGGCUGCAGACACCAUGUUGUCUUUAAAAGCCUCCCUGGUCCCAGAUGGGGGCAGGAGAAAGGAUAGCAACAGCUUCUCCCCGUCUGCCAUUGGCCUCCCUGUGUGUGAAGUUGUGUGUGUGUGUGCGUGUGUUUGUCUCCGUGGAAAAGGACCGCAACACCGGCAAGGAUCUGCCACUCUGACCUCCUGCUCCCUCUGGGUUUGAAAAGCUUCUCUGACCCGCAAACAAAACCAAGCAGAUAAGAAAGGAAAUGUUCGGAUGGAAACGUAUUUUAAACAGCCGUCAGCUGCUUUCCCUGCACCCUCCUUACCUGUUGGAUUUAGGCAGUAACAGAGUUUACUGCCUUGCCCUGGUGCCGUCAGUGUAAUCCCGCAGCAAGGUUACCGUGAGCUGUCGAAUUUACAGUGCGUGUAACUGAGCCAAGCGUGCAUCUGAAGGAUAUAAAUUUUCUGUCUGCUUAAUUACUAGCACAUUCCCUCUGGUCUUCAAUACUGUUAGACAAAGGAUUUUCAAUUUGGGUUUUUCCCUCCUGGGGAACAACUUUUUAAAAUAAUAUCAAUCAAAUCUAUUUAACAUUCUGAGGUUUCUUUUUCCUGUCUCCAGAAAACUACAUUUGCUUUGUUGGAUUUAAAGACAACUUUACCGUUAAAAAACAAGAAAGGGGUGUAUUACUUUUGUCAAAAAUAUGAGGACUCUGGCAAACCUAAUUUUGGGACAAAUGGAUUUUUAUUUCUCUGUUCCUUAUCUCCUUUUCCUUACUAUUCAGCUACCACCUCAGAAGUCAAAAGUACUGAGAUCUGGACCAAUGCUAACUAGCCAGAUCAUGUGUGCAAUUAAGAAUAUCCUGAGCGACUGUUGCCAAAGUAACUAAAAAUUAUUAUUUAUCACUGAGCCAGUCAGCAUAUAAGACCUCGACUUCCCACCUGGUUCUCUUGGUGAAUAAUUUUGAUUAGAGAUCUAAAUCCAUCAUUUUUCAGGAUAUUUGUUUCAAGGGGUUAAAUCCUUUUCAGUCCUUGACUGUAAUGGAAAGCUCUCCAGGUAUUUGGUAGCAAUUCAGAAUGUGUUCAUAACAUCUUAUUUGUUUUCAUGUAUGUUGGGGUUAAUUACUCCAGAAGGCAAAUAUUGACCUUAAUUUUGCCUGGUUAAAAUUUAUAUUUUGAUUUGAUGAAUCUUGACAUCUGCUGCAAUACAUGGUUAUUAUGUCCCUUGUAUAUCACGUUAUUUUUUGGAGACAAAGGUUGAAGAGAACAUACGAAAGUUAAUCAUCUCUCUGUGUAAUGCUCUAUGUUGCCUGAAGGGAGAAGCCUGGAAAGCAAUGCAUCUGCAAUAGGCUGAAGUUCUGAGAGAGUGAAGUAGAAAUCAGUGUGCAUUUUAUCGCCUUGGUGAUAUUCUAAAUGCCUGGUGUAGGGAUAUUGCAGAGCAGAGAAGCAAUAGUCUUUCUAUGCAGAUUUGCUCGCUGUCAUGUAGAACGCUGUCUUUAGUUGGAGGCACCGUGGUACCAGAAGGAUGCUGGCAAACUGGAUCAGGUGCAGGUGGAGCAAUAUAUAUUAAAGAACUGGAUGGGCUGGCUAAUGAGAAGAUGUAAAGGGCUAAAAGGUGCCACUGGCUAAGCAAUGAGGUGGAAAUUGAGUAUCAUAAUUUUACGAAUACGCUACUUAAAAGUUGUAAAACCAAAGGUAAAUCAAAGGGUUGUCACUGGUAACCAAUGAUCUACAUUUAGAAUGGGGCAGAAAAGAUGAAGAGGUAGGGGCAGUGGAAUAGUCUUCCAAGCAGAGUUGUGGACAAACUGUUUAGGACAGUCAAACUGUCUUUGGAAAAGUCAUUAAAAAAUUUCUGAGAGGUGAGCCUGUAGGGACAAGGGGUAGACCAGAUGGCCUUACAGAUUUCUUCCAUCUUUAACUGUUAUUAAUCUGCAGUCUACCCUGAUGUUAACUCCUCAGGAAGAUGCAGUACCUCUUUAAGGACUGGAAUUCACUCUGGUGCAUAGAGUAUCACAAGAAUUACUUGUUUUUAAAGUAUCAUGUAUGCCAUAUGUAAGCCCUGAAAAAGAGGGGGUAUGAAACACAUGGGGUUAGGGAGUGAGACAAGGGCACAUUUUAUCAUGUAUCUUUGAAUACGUACAUGAAAUUCAUGCAAGCAAGGCUGAAAAUUUGCACCAGUGUAAUAUUUGAGAUUUGCAUCCCAGUGAUGCUCCACUUUGAUCGUUCUUUCUCUUGCAUUUAUAAAUGAAAAAGCUACUGAGGAACUUGAAGGGCUGAAGAGCCUUUGAAGUUAACUACAUUAGUUCAUGAGAGAAUUUCUCAGUAAGACUAAACACAGUAUUGUGUGUAUAAAGCACUAAUAUCCAGGGUUAUUUUGACAUAGUUCACAAGGGGUAAGGGAGAAAAAAAGGAUGCACUGUGUCAGUACAGGUUCAGCAGUAAGGAUUAUGUAUUUUGUGAGUAGUUUUGCCCACAGUUGAGAGACAUUCAACUUUUUCAUAGGUUUACAAUGGUACCAAAGUAUUUUUUUUCUUUUUUUUUUCUUUUUUUUCCUUUUUUUUUUUUCUUUUGAGGUUUGCUUUUAAUUCAGUGCACAUAGCCUGGAGUAAAUGAUUCAAAUUUUCUGAAAGAAUACUCUAAGCAGAACUGUUAACAGGAGAUUGCAUGCAGCAAAUUCAGCCUCAUUUCUAUCCAAGGCACUGAACCUGCAGCUAUUUACUCAUAAAUGUAAGUGUCUGUUCUAUAGUUCCUGUUGUGGGACUGGGGACCUAUUUAUUAAAUCUAAUUUUUGAGCAGAAUGCAGCCCAUAUUAAAGUAUAGUUCUUUAAGCAGUUUACAGAUCAGCAGUAAGGUUCUUCUGCCCAGAUAUCCUGUUUUUGCAGACACUGCAGGCCAAAUCUUCAGCUGGUAUAAAUUGGUGUGGCUUCAUGAAAGCUCGUUUAAUUGAUGCUAAUUUAUAGUAGGUGGGGAUCAGCCAUGAAAAUCCAGCACGAGUUAACACAUCCUGUAAAGUAGCUUCUUUAUUUUUGUCAUGCUUAUUUCAUGUUUUGAAAGUCUUAAAUAUUUUCAACAUUGUUUUUAUUUGUAGCUGUGGAUUGUAUUACUUAUUUAAAAAAGAGCAAUAGUUUUUGUUUUUAGUUUACGCAUCAGUUUUCAUUGCAUAUUGCAUUUUAUUAUCAGUUUGUUCCCUGUUCAUACGCUCCCAUUUAGCCUCCAGGUUUUCAUUGUAGUACUUUUCUGCCUUGAAAAGUUGGAUCUCUUUAUCUUUAAUUGUAUAAUAUAUUGAGUAUUAUGGAAUUAAAUGUACCUUACUACAUGGGUGGGAGAGAGAGAAAAUAUUUUUACUUGAAGCCUUAAUAUUUUCUUUUUUUUACUACUUUGUUUGUUGACCUCAUAGGAAAGUUUGAAUAGCAAAGAGUUUGAAACUCCGGGCCAAAUACUGCACUGACAGACAACCAGCAUUUGGCCCCCAUGUCAAAACUGGAUGCAGACAUAACCUGAAGUGAACAAGGGAAAAAGCCUCAGGGUGGCAUACUUUCCUGAAGAUCCUUAAUGCAGUCUCAAAGCAAGUCUGUAAGCAAGUACAAUAAAGAAGUCUUCAAGUCUUGAAUUUUUAAGGAGGGUGAUAGCAGGAACUGCCCUAAUACCUUACAUCUGCUUCUUCUUUUUUUUCUUUUUUCUUUUUUUUUUUUUUCUCUUUUUUUAAAAAUUAAGCAAAACAAAUGUAUUUACUCAGUUUGGUUCAGCCAGCUCGGGGGGGUUGCACAGAGCUCUGUGUUGGUAGCCACGUGCAGCGCAUGAGCUGUGGGGUGUUGCUGUUCUAAUUCUAACCAAGCGUGAUGUUGUGUCAACUCGGCCCGCGAGGAUCCCUCCCGGGCCUCACCGUGGACGUUCCUCAGAUGAUGCCUACUCUCCUACAAGCUAAUAUGGAAAUUGCAAUGUGAUUUUCUUUGGACUAUAUCUGUGGUCCAGACUAGAGAUAUAUAGAGAGAUAUAUAUAUAUAGUCAAUAUUUUUCUCUGUGUGUGGGAAAGAUGGGGUCAAGCUUUUCUGUCUCUGACAGUCUGAAAAGUUAAUGUCGAACCGUUUUUAUGGUCUGUAUUUCACCUGUUCUGCCACCUUGAAUUGUUGGAAUGUAUCUGUGCAGGCUAUGUGGAGCUCUGUCUGUAACCUUUUUUGUGGCUCUCGUAAUACAUAUAUAUUUUUUAAA